AUGACGGUGGUGUCUGUCCGAGCUUCCGACCACCUUCUUCCUCCUCUACUUCUCAUUCGCGUGGCCUUUAAGGAACAAAAGCUAAGUCUGUCUACCUGUCCUAGCUCCUCUUCUUAUCUAUGGCACCUGGGAGGGGGAUUCUUGGCUUGGAAGGAAAGUAACAGACUAACUCCAUCUUUGAGAUCACUCAGCACCCAAGCUGCGUUCACUUCCAUCACUCCACAACCACCACCACCUCCUCCGCCUCCGGAAAAGACUCAUUUCGGUGGUCUCAAGGAUGAAGAGACCUCCAUUUACACCAACCUCUUUCUCAAAGGAGCCAUGAAGAGAGGUGAUUGGCAUAGGACCAAAGAUUUGAUCCGGUCUUCGUGGACGCGGUGGUGCUGUAUCCCUUCUGGUCUUAAGUGGUCUUUCAUGCCUAAAGACUCUGAUGGACGUCCUUCUUAUUUGGUUGUCAACGCUGAUGAGAGUGAGCCUGGGACUUGUAAAGAUAGGGAGAUCAUGCGUCAUGACCAUUCACAAGCUGUUGGAAGGAAGGUGAGGAGAGAAGCUUAUGCAGCUGGACUUUUGGGGAAGAAUGCUUGUGGUUCUGGUUAUGAUUUCGAUGUUUAUAUCCACUUUGGCGCUGGCGGGUACAUUUGUGGUGAAGUUGAAAACCUUGAAGGGAAGCAAGGGAAGCCUAGGUUGAAACCUCCUUUCCCUGCUAAUGCUGGUUUAUAUAGUUGUCCCACAACGGUUACUUCAGGGCUAGGAACUGCAGCGGUGAUUGUGAUGGAUAAAUCAACCGAUGUUGUUGAUGCAAUUGCAAGGCUUUCUUACUUCUACAAGCAUGAAAGCUGUGGGCAGUGCACUCCUUGCAGGGAAGGGACAGGUUGGCUUUGGAUGAUCAUGGAGAGGAUGAAAGUUGGGAAUGCAAAGCUGGAAGAGAUUGAUAUGCUUCAGGAGGUGACCAAACAGAUCGAAGGACACACGAUCUAA
Molecule: messenger RNA, 978 nt
Organism: Eruca vesicaria subsp. sativa (arugula)
Lineage: Eukaryota; Viridiplantae; Streptophyta; Magnoliopsida; Brassicales; Brassicaceae
Source: the annotation of a GenBank genome assembly